CUCCCGGCCGCCGCCGCCAUGGAGUCGAACCGGGACGAGGCGGAGCGGUGCAUCGGCAUUGCGCUGGCCGCCGCCAAGGCCAACCAGCCCGACAAGGCCCGCCGCUUCCUGGAGAAGGCGCAGCGCUUGUACCCCUCGCAGCGGGUCCGCGUCCUGCUGGAGUCACUCAACAAGGGCGAGCAGUCGGCCAAUGGCCAGUCCCAGUCCAGGGAGUCCACAAACCCCCCCUUCAGGAAAAUGAGCGGGGACUUCCCGUCAGCCAACGGAGAGGCCGGAGGGGAGGCCCCCAAGGGCUACACUCAGGACCAGGUGGAUGCAGUGAAGAGGGUAAAGCAGUGCAAAGACUACUACGAGAUUCUGGGAGUGAACAGAGAAGCUUCUGACGAGGACCUGAAAAAGGCCUACCGGAAACUGGCGCUCAAGUUCCACCCGGACAAGAACCACGCGCCGGGGGCCACUGAGGCCUUCAAAGCCAUCGGGAACGCGUACGCGGUGUUGAGCAACCCGGAGAAGAGGAAGCAGUAUGACCAGUUUGGAGAUGAGAAACUCAACCCUGCCCGGCAUGGGCACAGCCACUCGGACUUCCACCGCGGGUUUGAGGCCGACAUCUCCCCCGAGGACCUCUUCAACAUGUUUUUUGGUGGUGGUUUUCCCUCUAGUAACGUUCACGUGUACAGCAAUGGCAGGAUGAGAUACACCUACCACCAGAGGCAGGACAGGAGGGAGCACCAGGGGGAUGGUGGCCUGGGGCUGUUUGUCCAGCUGAUGCCCAUCCUCAUCCUGAUCAUUGUGUCUGCUCUCAGCCAGAUGAUGGUCUCCAGCCCACCCUACAGUCUGAGCCAGAGGCCGUCUGUGGGUCACAUACACAGGAGAUUCACAGAGCACUUGAAAGUGCCCUACUACGUCUCUGAGAACUUUGCAGACGAGUACACGGGCACGAACCUGAAGAACGUGGAGCGGAGCGUGGAGGACGACUACAUAGCAAACCUCCGGAAUAACUGCUGGAAAGAGAAGCAGCAGAAGGAAGGCUUGUUGUACCGGGCACGCUACUUCGGGGACUCGGACCUGUACCAGCGGGCACAGAAGAUGGGCACCCCCAGCUGUAGCAGACUGUCAGACGUCCAGGCCUCCCUGCACGGAUAGUCACGGCCCCGCCCGGCACCAGCACAAACUCUUGAAAUGCCUGAAGACUUUUGGUGAAGUGCACUGAGCCGAGGUGACAGACUUUACUAUUUAAAAGAAUCAAACCUUAUCUUAAAAAAAUGGAAUUGAAGAAUUAGCAACGCACAACUGCCCUCUUUCUUCUCUCUGCCUCUCUCCGCCGUUCGGGCAGCGACUGGGCCAGGAAACCCAGCUUGCCCGGCUUCCUCCUCCCCUUCCAUCACCCCAGUGUGCUCUGGGAUCCCACAGCCCCUGGAAGAGACACGUGGAGUGUAAAAGAACCCAAACUAACUGCAGAAGCCGUGAAGCAGAAGGAGACCCUUCGCUGCUGCCAACGGAGAGAGAAACCGGACGAUUUGGUGACAAAAGAAAACUCUAAGAAAGAAAAAAGAAGAAGAAAACAUAAUCUAUUUAGCAUUAAUUUAUAGCUGUAUAUAUGUUGUACUUUUAAACUAUGCAGGGGUUGGAUGAUUAAAUUAUUUUGUUUUCUGCCCGUUCUGGUGCACAGGGGAGCGGGGAAGCCUCUUCCCGGGGUGUCCCGCUCCACAUCACUUUCCUGCCCGGCACUAAAACAAGAAUCACGUUGCAGUUGCUGUACUUGGCUUUCGGGAGGCCCAGCGGCGUCGCGGGGAUCGGGAUGUCCGUACCUGCCUUCCACAACGGGAACUGCAGAGCUGCAGGGGGUAGCAGAGCCGGGGGGAGCCGCCCGGAGCCGUGCCGUGGUUUUGCAGCGUCGGCAGAAGCCACGGCGGGUCAGCUGAGCGCCGGCGUCGGCGACGGGAAGGAUUGUCCUGGAUGGUUUGUGCUCGUCAGUCGUUGGGUUCAUCUGUGCACGUAACUUCUUUUUUCGCCGAGUCUGCUGGAAUUUUGCCUGGUAAUCAGCGUGUGGCGCGCGCUCCGUGCGGAGAGGGCUUCCCACCAGGGCUUCCCACCAGGGCUUCCCACCAGGGCUUCCCGUCGGCCUCGCCCUUCGUCGGGGGUUUUGUGCGUGUCCCACGCUCGGGGCUCCUCGCCCACCCACCCACCGAGAGCAGCCGGGCCUUGGCUGCACCUCAGCACCACGUUUCCCUGAGGAGACCUGGAAAAUACUGCAGAUCCACAAGAAAUGGAGUGUGGUGUUGCUUCUGAAAGCGGUUCUGCUGGGGGGAUCAGGGCAGCCCUGGGCUCUGUGGUGUGUCUCGCUCCGUCACCGCCAGGCAGCACCGGCGGGAGGGUGCCCGAGGUCGGGAGCCACCCCUUGGAAGCAAAGCUGGCACGAGCAGAGCCGCCUCCCAUGGGAUAAACUGGAUGAUUUUAAUUUUGCUCUGCUGCUCUGCAGUUCCAUCUGUGUCUAAAGACAUUUCCAGUGAGAACUGUCCCCCCGGCACACUCGGGGAGUGAAUCAGAAGCUCGGCGGCUCCCGGGUGGGCUGGCAGAGGUGGUUUUAUCCCGCUGUCCGUAGGAAGCCACUCGCUCUGUCUUCAGCUGUUAUUUUAUUUUGUGAAAUCUCACCCUCCCACUGGCCACAAGCCCUGUUACCCCACAGCCAGCCGUGGCUUGGACCUGAUUUUAAGGGGGUUUUGAUUUUAAUCCUUUCAUUUUUUUUUUUUUUAAAUGACUCUUCCACCUUCAGAAGGAAGUGGGUGGAAGUUCAGCAUUUGGAAAUGGCGCUUGAUGGAGGCACAGGGAUGAUGGGGACGGGGUUGAACGGAAAUCCCGCUCGCGGAAGGAGCUGGAUGUGUUGCCCAAGGGCAUUCCCUGCCCGGAGCCUGCCCGCCAGAACCUUUGGAUCGUUCUUUUUUCCAGUAGAUACUCACGGAUCAUAAGGAGCGAGAAGGCAUCGAUCCCAGUGGAUGCUCACAGAGGCUGUAUCUCUCGAUUUAGAAUUAAUUAUACAAUUGUACAUCUAUAAAUAAAUGUUUAUAAUGUGAAA
Pipra filicauda (Wire-tailed manakin) is the source of this 3073-nucleotide messenger RNA. RefSeq names its product DnaJ heat shock protein family (Hsp40) member B12 (gene DNAJB12). The coding region runs from base 19 to 1143 and encodes 374 amino acids. Gene Ontology annotation, cellular component: endoplasmic reticulum membrane. Lineage: Eukaryota; Metazoa; Chordata; Aves; Passeriformes; Pipridae. The transcript is spliced from 9 exons. Gene Ontology annotation, biological process: cellular response to misfolded protein. The record is from RefSeq and is a predicted model, not a curated record. Gene Ontology annotation, molecular function: Hsp70 protein binding.